This is a messenger RNA of Adineta ricciae, 1584 nucleotides long. The record is from the annotation of a GenBank genome assembly. Lineage: Eukaryota; Metazoa; Rotifera; Eurotatoria; Adinetida; Adinetidae.
AUGUGUGUUUGUCCUCUGAGAUUCUUCGGAGAUCGUUGUCAAGAAGAAAACUUGCGUGUAGAAAUUAUUCUAGGGAAGAAAUUGAUUCGUGAUGCUACACUGGUAUUCGCUCAUUUCAUUACAAUUCAUCAAGAUAAACAACCAACGAGCAUAUCAGUUUUACCGAUAAUUCCAUUUGAUCAAACGAAUGUUGUGUUUCAUACAUCGAUUGAAUUUCAUCUUCUCUUUGGACAAGUCUAUCAAAAUUAUUAUCUGAUCUAUCUUCGUCAAUCGAAAGAAGAACUGUUCAAUAAGAUAGUUAUAGAUUUAAUUCCUUCUUCUCGAUGUUUAUAUAUAAGAGAACUACUUCCGGAUGAAAUUGUAAAUUUUCAUCCUCUUCGAUGUGCAAAACAUUAUCAUACACCGUAUCGAGAGGAUUCGAAUUUGACAUGCUUUCACGAUUUGGAAACAUUCAUGUGUUUAGGCAACAACCAUCAUCGAGCAAAUUGUUUCAAUUUCCAUUUUAAUUCUAAAUAUGAUUGUCAAGGAAAUAACUCUUGUUUGAAUGAUGCUCAAUGUUUUCAAGAUUUACCUCAAUGGCCAACAAUGACUGUUUGCGUGUGUGCAGAGUGUUUUUAUGGAAAAUUGUGUCAAUUUUCGAUGGAAACGAUUCGCUUAUCUCUCGAUCCUAUAUUGACUUAUCAUAUCAGACCUCGAUUAUCAUUCUCUCGCCAAUCGACAGCUAUUAAAAUAACUGCCGGGCUCAUUCUUUUCAUGUACGUCUGUGGAGUAUUGAGUGGACUUCUCUUCAUGGUGACAUUUUGCACGAAAACAUCGCGAAAAUGUUCUAUCGGAGUUUAUCUUUUAUUUUUGUCAUUUAUUAAUUUGCUGCUUAUACACAUGUUAGCUUUGAAAUUUAUCUUUUUGUUAUUAAUUCAAAUGCAAAUUAUUCAUCAACAAUGGAUUCUACAAGGAAAUUGUUUGUUCGGAGAUUUUAUUCUUCGAACUUUAUUGAAUAUUGAUUAUUGGUUGAAUGCUUGUAUUGCUAUUGAACGAACGUUGAAUUUUGCAAUGGGAUUAAAAUUCAAUCAAAUCAAAAGUCAACGAAUUUGCAAAUGGAUUAUUGUCAUAAAUGUUAUUGUUAAUAUUCUCACUAGACUUACUAACCCUUUUCAUCGAAAUGUAAUUGAAGAUAAAGAUAACGAAAGAACUUGGUGUAUAAUUAAUUAUGAUUCUCAUCUAAAACUACAACAAUUUGAUUCAAUAUUGAUCGUUAUUAAUUACCUAUGUCCAUUUGUUAUUCACUUACUUUCAUCAAUAAUAAUUAUUCUUCUUGUUGCGCGUUCUCGAUCAACUGCAAACAGAGAAAAAUUUUCUAAACAAGUUCGUCGACAAAUCAAUCAACAUUAUCAUUUAAUUAUUUCUCCAUUCAUAUUAGUCAUACUUGCUUUACCACGUUUAAUCAUUCCUUUAAUUUAUCGAUACAUUAAAUCUACAAAUGAUCCUUGGCCGGCAUUGGCUGGCUACUUUGUUUCCUUUAUACCGCCGAUCUUAACAUUUUUCAUUUUUGUUUUACCAUCGCAAACGUAUAAACAAUAUUUAUGA